Molecule: messenger RNA, 2008 nt
Organism: Rhizophagus irregularis DAOM 181602=DAOM 197198
Lineage: Eukaryota; Fungi; Glomeromycota; Glomeromycetes; Glomerales; Glomeraceae
Source: RefSeq, a predicted model, not a curated record
AAAAAAAAAAAAAAAAUUUCUCUUAAUUUUUUUUCGUCAGUUUCUUUUCUUCUUUUUGAUUAUAUCAUAAAAUGUCAAACUCAAAUAACAACAACGCUAUUCGUGUAGUGGCCGCUAUAGAUUUUGGGACUACAUUUUCGGGUUUCGCUUAUGCUCAUAAAUCGAAUCCAGGGAAUAUCAUCGUACAUAAUAAAUGGCCAAAUUUUAGUGGUUACUAUAAAAUUCCAACGGCCGUAAAAUAUGAUGAAUCAUUAAAUUUAACAUCUUGGGGAUAUUCCGCGUUAGCAGUAAAACCGAAUAAGGAUAUUAAAUCUUCUGAUAUAAAACCUGCGGAAAAAUUUAAAUUACAUCUUAGUAAUAUGGAAAAUAAACCUCCUUUACCAAAAGGUUUACAUCAUGAAACUGCUAUAACUGAUUAUCUUAGAGAAAUGGGUAAAAUUAUGAAAGAUGCUAUUAAAAAGAGUUAUCAAAAUAUUGACUUCUUUAAACAAGUUUUGAUCAUCAUGACGAUUCCAGCUGAAUUUGAUAUUCAAGCUAUUGAUACUAUGCGUGAAUGUUUGCUCAAAGCUGAAAUUAUUGAUAAAAAGAAGAGUGAAAACUUAAAAUUUACCACUGAACCUGAAGCUGCUGCGAUUCAUUGCAUGAAGAUUCUAAAAGAACUUAGAAUUGGUGUUGACUCAUCGUACAUUGUUGUCGAUUGUGGCGGUGGUACUGUUGAUUUGACAACUCGAAAACUUAUGAGAGGUGAAAAAAUUGGUGAAAUUACCGAAAGGAAAGGCGAUUAUUGUGGUGGAAUUUAUAUUGAAGAAGAAUUUCUUAAAUUUCUUGGCGAAAAAGUUGGUUCGUCAGCGAUUAAUCUCGUGAAAGACAAGCAUUAUAGUCAAUUACAAUAUAUGUUACAAGAAUUUUGUAGACGUGUUAAAUUCCCAUUCAAUGGAGAAAGAGAUGAUUUUAAACCUUUUGAUUUGGAUUUAGAUGAAUAUUGUCCAGUUAUUAAACAAUAUGUUAAAGGUACUGAACUUGAUCAAAUGGAAGAAGUAGAAUGGGUUAUCGAAUUGAAAUUCGAAGAUGUAAAAAGAAUGUUUGAUCCAAUUGUAGCAAAAAUUUUAUGUUUAAUUCGUACACAACUAAAUGCGAAUAAAAAUUGUAAGGCUUUGUUUCUCGUUGGAGGUUUUAGUGAAUCCAAAUAUUUACAAGCAAGAGUUAGAAAAGAAUAUGGUCAAAAAAUAAAGAAUAUCCGUGUUCCUACAAAUCCAAUGGUAGCAAUUGUAAAAGGAGCUGUUCAAUAUGGAUUGAGACAAGAAGUUGUUGCCACUCGUGUAUUGAAAUGGACAUACGGAACUGAUGUUGCUCGUGGAUGGAAAAGUGAUGAUCCAGUAAAUCGAAUACUUCCGGGUGGUAUUGUUAUCGAAUUUUCAAAAUUAGCGGUUAAAGGAGAAAUAUUCCCAGUUGAUGCAGGAAUACAAACAGUAUUUACUCCAGGUCAUAUAUUCCAAAGUGAAGUUGGGUUCGAUAUAUAUACUACUGAAAAUGAGAAUGCAAAAUUUUGUGAUUCUCCUGGAGUAAAAUUACUUGGUAAUUGGUCUAUUAAUAUCCCUAUAACAUUAAGUGUAAGACCUAUAUUAUUUAUCAUGUCUUUUGGAGAAAUUGAGAUUGAGGCUCAUGCUUUUAAUUUAGAAACUGGUGAUAGAUAUGACAAUACAUUUGAAUUAGAUAUUUAGGUUAGAUUUUGAUAGCAUUUUUUGAUAUUAUAUGAUAAUUUUGACAUAAUUAAUGAACGAUUUGUCAAAAUUUACGUAUAAAGUUGGAAUGGACAAAUAAAACGGGCAUCAUCAUCGGGCUCAUAAGUGCUUAUGAAAUAAUAACUUAGAAAAGGAUAUAAAUGAUUUUUUUUUGUACAGUCACAAAUUGAAACAAGGAUAAGAGUAUAUCAUGAAACGGAAGACUUGUAUUGAAUAAUAAUAAUAAUAAACCCAAACUUGUAUAUAAUAAAUAUUUUUAUUAAAAU